Molecule: messenger RNA, 1331 nt
Organism: Aspergillus novofumigatus IBT 16806
Lineage: Eukaryota; Fungi; Ascomycota; Eurotiomycetes; Eurotiales; Aspergillaceae
Product: heme peroxidase
Exons: 3
Coding region: 280-1290 (336 amino acids)
Biological process (GO): response to reactive oxygen species; cellular response to oxidative stress; hydrogen peroxide catabolic process
Molecular function (GO): peroxidase activity; heme binding
Source: RefSeq, a predicted model, not a curated record
UUAGGCUUGACUCUUUCGACUCGCUGUCUCUCCGAGCUACCCAUGAUUGCAGGGUCUAGACUGCCUAUCCCAAGACUUGUUAUGGAGGAUGACGGGACUGUCACACUCUUUACUACUCCUUUGUCUAUUUCUCCUUGCCUGACGAGAAAAGGUGGACAUCUAUAAGGCAAGAACUGUUAUCCCGACAUUAAGUAGAGUAUAUAGAUUGUUUCUCUCCAUCUUAUUGUCUGUUCUGCACCCUUACUCCCUCUCUGUCCCUGAUUUCCUGAGAUCGAGGAUAUGUUGCCCUAUCGAAGAACUAUUUCGCAGCCACUGGGUUUCUCGCUUAGUGGGCUUUACUUCAGACUAUGUCUGCAUAAUCACACUGCUUUCGUCUUUACUCAAACGAAAGCCUAUAUUUUCAAGCGCGGCUUCACUAGCGCGCCAUCCUCUGCCUCGAGUCCACACUCAAAAUGGGCUCUUCUUGGUGCUGGUGUUGCCUUGGGCGGCACAAGUGCGUUUCUCUUCAUGAGUGAAGAAAAGUUCGGCAGUAUUCAAACUACCUUUGUUCCGUCCAAGGAAGAUUACCAAAAUGUCUACAAUGAGAUCGCCCGGCUGUUGAUUGAGAUGGAUGAGUAUGAUGAUGGGAGUUAUGGACCUGUUCUACUACGUCUUUCGUGGCAUACCAGUGGUACCUAUGAUAAAACGACCAGAACCGGAGGGAAGAUGUUCCCGUGGAUCACCUAUUCCGACCUCUGGACGUUGGCCGGUGUCACAGCAGUGCAAGAACUAGGGGGGCCAACGAUACCAUGGAGGCCAGGACGACAAGACGCCGACAGCACAGCUUGCCCACCAGACGGCCGUUUGCCAAUCGCGUCCAAGGGUCCAACGCACCUUCGAGCUAUAUUCUACCGCAUGGGCUUCGACGAUCGCGAGAUUGUGGCGCUCAGCGGUGCUCAUGCUCUUGGACGUGCGCACACAGACCGGACGGGAUAUGAAGGGCCCUGGGACUUUAGCCCGACAGUGUUUACGAACGAGUUUUUCCGAUUGUUGGUUGAAGAGGAGUGGCUGAAGCGAGAAUGGGAUGGGCCUCUCCAAUAUACCGACAAAACUACGAAGACCCUCAUGAUGCUACCGACUGAUAUGGCUCUCAUUGAAGACGCGGAAUUCAAGCCACACGUCGAAAGAUAUGCGAGAGACAGCGAUGUCUUCUUUCGGGAAUUCGCUGAUGCUUUUGUCAAACUUUUGGAGCUUGGUGUUCCAUUUACAGGACAAGGAAGUGAUCGCUGGGUGUUUGUUAGAUCUGAAUAGCUUUACUGUAGCAUAUUUGAAGUCAGAGUUCUGAUAAUUCG